AUGAGCAUAAAUUCAAAUUAUACUUUGUUCAACGAAAUUAAAAGAUUGAAUGGACCAAUAUACAAUGUUUGUUCUGAGGCUCCACCCCAUAUUGUUUCAGAUGGUUUAUGGGGUGGCUACGAAAAUGGAAGGAGACCAAUGAAAUCCUUCUUGAUCUUGUUUGAGUUACAAUUGGUUAUCAUUUUUGCACUCACUCAAAUAUGUAGUUUUCUUCUCAAACCAUUGAGACUCCCUCAAUUCCUUCCAGAAAUGAUUGCUGGGUUGAUUCUAGGUGUCUCAUUUGAGCUAAAACCAUUAGACACAUACAUGGGCAAGAUAUUUCCAUAUGGAACUCAUGACGUAAUUUCAACAAUUUCAUCAUUAGGUAUGGUGAUCUUCGUUUUCAUUAACAGUGUACAAAUGGAUUUCAGCUUGAUAACAAGGACAGGAAAGAGAGCAUGGAUAAUUUCAAUAAUUGGAUUAUCUGUACCAUUAUGUGUUGGUUUUAUACCACUACUAACAUUGCCUGGGAUAGUUCAAGCCAUUCAAAAAUUACAUGGCGGCAAUGGAGUCAUGGUGGCAAUGUUAUCUCACAGUCUAAGUCAAUUUUCAACAAUCUCUUCACUCCUAAGUGAACUUCAAAUCCAAAACUCAGAGCUUGGUAGAUUAACUUUGUCCUCGGCUUUGGUCUGUGACAUACUAACAACAGUUAUUUCAACCAAUUUUGUUGCUCUUAUGACUAGUCCUGAUUUGACGACACUUUUGAGAAACAUAUUCUUACUUUAUAUAUUGUUUGUAUUAAUACCAUUGGUAUGUAGACCAAUAAUGUUUUGGAUCAUCAAACAUACACCAGAAGGAAGACCUGUGAAGGAUAGUUACAUUUAUGUUAUCAUUUCAAUGGUUUUUGUUCUUGGUAUUUUGUCAGUUAAGAUUAAUCAAGAAUUUGUCUUGGGAGUUUUCGUUUUGGGACUGUCUGUUCCUGAAGGACCUCCUUUAGGAUCUGCAUUGGUUAAGAAGCUUCAGUUUUUUAGUACAACAUUCUUUUUGCCAAUCUUUGUAACAACUUGUGUGUUGAAAGCAGAUUUUUCAAUGGAUUUUUCAUCAUCUAUGAUGGUGUAUACUGGUUUAGCGGUCCUUGUAACUCACUUGGUCAAAAUGGCAGCAUUAUUUAUAACUGUCCUUUGUUGCAAAAUACCUGUCAUUGAUGCUUUGUGUAUUUCCCUUAUUUUGAACACUAAGGGCGUGAUGGAAGUUGGCAUCUACAAUUCCGCAUUUGACGAUCAAGUUAUUAAUAGGAAAAUAUUUGGAGUGAUGAUGAUAAGUAUAAUGAUUAUAGCAACCAUUGUGCAUUGGUCAGUGAAGUUAUUAUAUGAUCCAUCAAGAAAAUAUGCUGGAUACCAAAAAAGGAACAUGAUGCGCUUAAAAAGAAACUCAGAGCUAAGAAUACUAGUAACACUUCAAAAACAGAACCAUAUUUCAGCAGCAACAGAUUUCCUAGACUUAUGUUGUCCAACACAAGAAAAACCAAUCACAGUUGAUGUUCUUCAUGUAAUUGAGCUUGUUGGAAGAGCCUUACCUCUUUUCAUUCAUCAUCGCCUUCAAAGACAAGCAUUAGGAUCUACUUCAUCUAAAUCAUACUCAGACGAUGUUAUCCUCGCUUUCGAUAUAUACGAGCAUGAUAAUCAAAAUGCAGUAUCAACAAACACUUACACAGCGAUAUCUCCACCUAAUCUCAUGUAUGAAGAUGUUUGCAAUCUUGCAUUGGACAAAGAUGCAGCCAUCAUCAUUCUUCCAUUUCAUAUAAGAUGGUCAAGAGAUGGUGGAGUUGAAUCUGAUGACAAGAAAGUACUAAGAGCAUUGAACCGCAGAGUACUCGAAAUUGCUCCAUGUUCCGUUGGAAUCCUUGUAACUCGUGCUAAUUCAAUGCCGAAACCAACACUAACAACAUCAAUAACAUUAGAAUAUUCCACUACUCGAUUAGCCAUCAUAUAUUUAGGUGGAAAUGACGAUGAUGAAGAGGUCUUAUGUUUAGCAAAACGAAUGAUGAAUAAUCCUAGGAUCAACCUAGUUGUUUACUGUCUUGUUUCUAGGAAAAACAUAGCAGAAGUGGAGGAGUUAAUGGUAAUUGGUGAUGAAAUGUUGGAAGAAUUGAAACAUGCUGAAAAUGUGAGGUAUCAAGAAGUUUUUACUGAGAAUGGAUCACAAACAGCAUCUUUUCUACGUGAGAUUGUGAACGAACAUGAUUUCUUUAUAGUUGGGAGAAGACAUGAAACUCAAUAUCCUCAAACCGAUGGAUUAGCAGAAUGGAGUGAAUUUCCAGAACUUGGUGCUAUUGGUGAUUUUCUUGCUUCACCUGAUCUUAAUAGUAAUGCAUCUGUUUUGUAUGGACAGCUUCUUGGUCAUCCUAGGCAAGCUUUAUACAUGCCGAGUUACCAACCUGCUGGGUUGAUUCUAGGUGUCUCGUUUGAGCUAAAACCAAUGGACACAUACAUGGACAAGUUAUUUCCAUAUGGAACUCAUGACGUAAUUUCAUCAAUUUCAUCAUUAGGUAUGAUGUUCUUCGUUUUCAUAAACGGUGUACAAAUGGAUUUCAGCUUGAUAACAAGGACAGGAAAGAAAGCAUGGAUAAUUUCAAUAAUUGGAUUUUCUGUACCAUUAUGUGUUUUGUUUAUACCAUUACUAACAUUGCCUGGAAAAGUUGAAGCCAUUCAAAAAAUAGAUGGCGGCAAUGGAAUCUUGGUGGCAAUGUUAACUCACAGUCUAAGUACAUUUGGAACAAUCGCUUCACUCCUAAGUGAACUUCAAAUCCAAAACUCAGAGCUUGGUAGAUUGUCUUUGUCCUCGGCUUUGGUCUGUGACAUACUAACCGCGAUUAUUCAAAGCAAUAUUGUUGUUCUUGUGACUAGUCCUGAUUCCACAACACUUUUGAGAAACUUAUUCUUACUUUAUAUAUUAAUUGUAUUAAUUCCAUUGGUAUGUAGACCAAUAAUGUUUUGGAUCAUCAAACGUACACCAGAAGGAAGACCUGUGAAGGAUAGUUACCUUUAUGUUAUCAUUUCAAUGGUUUUUGUUUUUGGCAUUUUGUCAGUUAAGAUUAAUCAAGAAUUUGCCAUAGGAGCUUUCAUUUUGGGACUGUCUGUUCCUGAAGGACCUCCUUUAGGAUCUGCAUUGGUUAAGAAGCUUCAGUUUUUUUGUACAACAUUCUUUUUGCCAAUCUUUGUAACCACUUGUGUGUUGAAAGCAGAUUUUUCAAUGGAUGUUUCAUCAUCUGUUAUGGUGUAUACUGGUUUAGCGGUCCUUGUAACUCACUUGGUCAAAAUGACAGCAUGCUUUAUAACUGCCCUUUGUUGCAAGAUGCCUGUCACUGAUGCUUUGUGUAUUUCCCUCAUUUUGAACACUAAAGGUGUGAUCGAAGUUGGCAUCUACAGUUCUGCAUUUGACGAUCAAAUUAUUAAUAGGAAAACAUUUGGAAUGAUGAUGAUAAGUAUAAUGAUUAUAGCAACCAUUGUGCAUUGGUCGGUGAAGUUAUUAUAUGAUCCAUCGAGAAAAUAUGCUGGAUACCAAAAAAGGAACAUGAUGGGCUUAAAAAGAAACUCAGAGCUAAGAAUACUAGUAACACUUCAAAAACAGAACCAUAUUUCAGCAGCAACAAAUUUCCUAGACUUAUGUUGUCCAACACAAGAAAAACCAAUCACAGUUGAUGUUCUUCAUGUAAUUGAGCUUGUUGGAAGAGCCUUACCUCUUUUCAUUCAUCAUCGCCUUCAAAGACAAGCAUCAGGAUCUACUUCAUCUAAAUCAUACUCGGACAAUGUUAUCCUCGCUUUCGAUAUCUAUGAGCAUGAUAACCAAAAUGCAGUAUCAAUAAACACUUACACAGCAAUAUCUCCACCAAAUCUCAUGUUUGAAGAUGUUUGUAAUCUUGCAUUGGACAAAGUUGCAACCAUCAUCAUUCUUCCAUUUCAUAUAAGAUGGUCAAGUGAUGGUGAAGUUGAAUCUGAUGACAAGAAAGUACUAAGAGCAUUGAACCGGAGAGUACUUGAAAUUGCUCCAUGUUCCGUUGGAAUCCUUGUAACUCGUGCUAAUUCAAUGCAGAAACCAACAUCUAUUAAAUCAGAAUAUUCCACUACUCGAUUAGCCAUCAUAUAUUUAGGUGGAAAUGACGAUGAUGAAGAGGUCUUAUGUUUAGCAAAACGAGCGAUGAAUAAUCCUAAGAUCAACCUAGUUGUUUACCGUCUUAUUGCUAAGGAAAACAUAGAAGAAUUGGAGGAGUUCAUGGUAAUUGGUGAUGAAAUGUUGGAAGAAUUUAAACAUGCUGAAAAUGUGAGGUAUCAAGAAGUUUUCACUAAGAAUGGAUCACAAACAGCAUCUUUUCUACGUGAGAUUGUGAACGAACAUGAUUUCUUUAUAGUUGGGAGAAGACAUGAAACUCAAUCUCCUCAAACUGAUGGAUUAGCAGAAUGGAGUGAAUUUCCAGAACUUGGUGCUAUUGGUGAUUUUCUUGCUUCACCUGAUCUUAAUAGUAGUGCAUCUGUUUUGGUUGUGCAACAACAACUCUCACGCACGAAUGACCUUAAAGGGUGGAUUUUGUAG
Medicago truncatula (barrel medic) is the source of this 4569-nucleotide messenger RNA. Its product is annotated as cation/H(+) antiporter 4. Gene Ontology annotation, cellular component: endomembrane system; membrane. Gene Ontology annotation, molecular function: antiporter activity. The coding region runs from base 1 to 4569 and encodes 1522 amino acids. The transcript has 6 exons. Gene Ontology annotation, biological process: proton transmembrane transport; regulation of pH. Lineage: Eukaryota; Viridiplantae; Streptophyta; Magnoliopsida; Fabales; Fabaceae. The record is from RefSeq and is a predicted model, not a curated record.